Messenger RNA from Rhodamnia argentea, 3090 nucleotides. Its product is annotated as monosaccharide-sensing protein 2-like. NCBI's taxonomy places the organism in Eukaryota, Viridiplantae, Streptophyta, Magnoliopsida, Myrtales, Myrtaceae. Bases 671 to 2878 code for a protein of 735 amino acids. The record is from RefSeq and is a predicted model, not a curated record. The transcript is spliced from 6 exons. Gene Ontology annotation, molecular function: myo-inositol:proton symporter activity. Gene Ontology annotation, cellular component: membrane. Gene Ontology annotation, biological process: transmembrane transport.
AUAUAUACAUUUCCUCUUGGGUGCGUUCUUGAAUUUCUGUCGUUGUUUUACUUCUGGGUCUUGCGGAAUCGGUCCCUGAAUUCAUUCGUCCCUUUUUCCUGCGUUUUUGCUUGGAAACGGAUGAAUGGGCUGAUUUCAAGAAAGGUGACUGAGCUGGCGAGCCAAGUUCAGUUUGACUCGGGGUCCAUCAGCUUGUGCGGAUUGCAGCGACGGUGUUGAAGGGUGGUUGGGCAGGCAAAGCUUGGAUCUUUCGGUUUCUUCCAAGCACUUCUCGCUUUCUCAAUCUAGCGACAAAUAAUUAUUAAAUCUCGCUCCCAAAUAUCAAUUCCGGAACUCUUCUCUCUCUCUCUCUCUUCUCUCUACAAUACCAAAAGAUUCCUCCCCCAGUGGGCCAGUUCAUCACGUACUGAGAGAGUGCGGGAGAUUCAUUUAUGGAAUAAAUAUACAAGGAAAGAUCACAGAGAGCACAGAGCUGUGCAUUUAACGGUCGCUAAUUGCUCUCUUCAAAUCUGACCAGACCCUUUUCUUGCUCUGCCUAGCCAUGUACUAAUUAGUAUUAGCAUAUUCGUCCAGAUUCCGUCUCUUUCUGGGUCUUCCAAGAACUGACCAUUGGGCUCUCAAUACAGAGAGCCUGAUUGGGGAUUGGGGAUUCGGUCCAUAAGUAAUCAGGAUGAAAGGAGCUGUCUUGGUGGCCAUUGCUGCCUCAAUAGGAAACUUUUUGCAAGGAUGGGAUAAUGCCACCAUUGCAGGGGCCAUCGUCUACGUAAAGGAGGACCUCGACUUGGGAACCACGGUCGAGGGUCUUGUGGUGGCAAUGUCGCUCAUUGGCGCCACAGUCAUUACAACCUGCUCGGGAGCCAUAUCAGAUUGGGUUGGUCGACGUCCGAUGCUGAUUCUAUCAUCAAUUCUGUACUUCAUCAGUGGUUUGGUAAUGCUAUGGUCACCCAAUGUGUAUGUCCUAUGCAUAGCUCGGCUAAUUGAUGGAUUCGGGAUCGGCUUGGCAGUUACCCUUGUUCCAAUUUAUAUAUCCGAGACUGCCCCAUCAGAGAUAAGGGGUCUGCUGAAUACCCUUCCGCAGUUCACCGGUUCUGGUGGAAUGUUUUUGUCAUAUUGCAUGAUAUUUGGGAUGUCAUUGCUGGCAUCGCCGAGCUGGAGGUUGAUGCUUGGGGUUCUAUCUAUUCCCUCGAUUAUUUAUUUUGUCCUCACAGUUUUUUACUUGCCUGAGUCGCCAAGAUGGCUUGUGAGUAAAGGGAAGAUGCUUGAGGCAAAACGAGUUCUCCAGAGACUGCGUGGCAUUGAGGAUGUCUCAGGUGAGAUGGCUUUGCUAGUUGAAGGGCUUGGAAUUGGGGGUGAAACAUCCAUUGAAGAGUAUAUAAUAGGGCCAGCUGAUGAACUUGCAGAUGACCAUGACCCAGAUUCUGACAAAGACAGGAUCAAACUAUAUGGACCUGAGCAAGGCCUGUCCUGGGUUGCCAAGCCCGUCACUGGACAGAGUUCUCUUGCCUUAGUCUCCCGCCAUGGAAGCAUGGUGAACCAAAACAUGCCUCUGAUGGACCCGCUUGUGACUCUAUUUGGCAGCAUCCACGAAAAGCUCCCGGAGACAGGAAGCAUGAGAAGCAUGCUCUUUCCCAAUUUUGGUAGCAUGUUCAGUACUGCAGACCCUCACAGUAAAGAGGAAAGGUGGGACGAAGAGAGCCUACAAAGGGAAGGUGAGGGUUAUGCAUCCGAGGCUGCAGGAGGAGAUUCUGAUGACAACUUACAUAGUCCAUUAAUCUCUAGGCAGGCGACAAGCAUGGAGAAGGACAUGGCCCAUGGAAGUGCUCUGAGCAUGAGACGCCACAGCAGCCUCAUGCAAGGAGCUGGAGAGCCAGGUGGAGCAACGGGCAUCGGUGGGGGUUGGCAGUUGGCAUGGAAAUGGUCAGAAAGAGAAGGUGAGGAUGGGAAGAAGGAAGGGGGAUUCAAGAGAAUUUAUUUGCACGAGGAAGGUGUCCCGGGAUCGAGACGUGGAUCCCUUGUUUCGCUUCCCGGGGCCGACGUUCCUCCGGUUGGGGAGUAUGUUCAGGCCGCUGCCUUGGUUAGUCAGCCUGCUCUCUAUUCAAAGGAGCUCCAGGAUCAGCACCCGGUUGGGCCGGCCAUGGUUCAUCCCUCUCAAACCGCCUCGAAGGGGCCGAUCUGGGCUGCUCUUCUUGAACCUGGAGUUAAACAUGCGUUGAUUGUCGGAAUUGGAAUUCAAAUACUUCAGCAGUUCUCGGGCAUAAAUGGGGUCCUUUAUUACACCCCUCAAAUUCUUGAAGACGCUGGAGUCGAAGUUCUUCUUUCGAGCAUGGGCCUCAGUUCAAACUCUGCUUCAUUCCUUAUCAGUGCAUUCACAACCUUCCUGAUGCUUCCUUGUAUAGGCAUUGGCAUGAGGCUUAUGGAUACAUCUGGAAGAAGGACGCUGCUGCUCACUACGAUUCCUGUGCUCAUCGUGACGCUGGUGGUUCUGGUCAUCUUUGAACUGGUGACCAUCAGUACGGUCGUUAAUGCCGCGAUUUCGACCGCUUGUGUCAUAAUUUACUUUUGCUGCUUCGUGACGGCGUACGGGCCUAUUCCCAACAUCCUCUGCUCCGAGAUCUUCCCCACGAGGGUCCGUGGCCUUUGCAUCGCCAUAUGCGCGCUCGUUUACUGGAUAUCCGACAUCAUCGUCACCUACACUCUACCCGUGAUGCUCUCUGCCUUUGGCCUGGCGGGUAUCUUUGGCAUUUACGCGGUUGUGUGCGUGAUCUCGUGGGUCUUCGUCUUCUUGAAGGUCCCCGAGACCAAAGGCAUGCCCCUCGAAGUCAUCACGGAGUUCUUCUCCGUCGGAGCAAGGCGGGUUGCGGCUGUCAAGAACGAGUGACCGAAUGUUUUGUCUCUUGUCCCAACUCCGGUUAACACUGUUGAGAAGCCGAUUAAGUUUGUGUUCGGAAAGUUUUGCAAAUUAUCCUUUGUAUUCAAGUUCUCACCAUGCCUUCCAAUUCGAAAACGAUUAUUUUGUUUUUUUUUUGUUCUGGUGAUCUUGCCCAGAAAGAAGUGAAAAAUUCCAUCAUUUUGAGAGCACAGCAUGAAGAA